CCCCAUUUUUUUAGGCACUCCCUGUUAUUUUUCCUCAGUUUCCUUAGCUUUCUCGAGAAAUUUCUUCCACUAGAAAAUACGGAAACCGGCAAAACCCAAACAUGAACCAAUCAAAGCUCGUACAAAUCUCAGUUCCAAACGAUAUUGCCGUGAAAAUUGCAUUAUCGCUUCAGGUUUCGGAUGUGUGUUCUUUGGGUAGUUGCUCUCGGUAUUGGAGGGAGCUUUGUGGAUCUGAUUGUUUGUGGGCAGCUCUGUAUAGGGAUCGAUGGCUGACCCAUGCAUUGAAUAGAGAGGAAGAACCUUCAAGCUCUGAGAUUAAUGCCCAUGAGUUUGAUCAAGUCUUCGACUCCACCUCGAAGGUUUGGAGGGGCUUUUACAUCAACAAGCACAAUGAGAUGGCGGGUAAAGCGGCCAGCAUAGUUGAUUUUGUAGAACAAUCUUUGUCCUCUGAAUCAAUCAAGGUUGGUCACUAUCUGACCGCAAUUGAAAACCUGCGCUCGAUGCAGUUUGGAUUUAAAGAUAUCCAAAUGUUCUUUUUAAAGCCAAAGCUCAAUGUGCUGCUCAACUUAAUUGGCGUGCACUACUGUAUUAGCUGGCUUGGAGUAUCGGCUGAAUGUGUCAUGGAAGCACUGAGGUCCUACAAGAUCUCAGAGCGGCAAGUAUGUGUUCAAUGGUGGAAGAUUGGCAGGUGGCUUUAUGGCUUUCGCCUGAGGGACGAGUCACACUCUCGUAACGUCUCGUUGGGAGAUCUUACAAUGGCCAAAGAGGAGGAAGUUCUUGCAGUGAUUAAUCGAGGCGCCAUUUAUGAGGUUUUAUGUAUUAAGAUUUCUGCAGCGAAACCCACAUCCACUUCUUGGUCAUACCAAAACGGUCAGACUCUGGAUUAGGAAAGGAUUGUUUGUGAUUGUGCAUACAAUGCCUUCAUACCACUCUAGUGGUGAUAGCCGGUAAAUCAUGUAUAUAUAUGCAUCUAUCUUGACGUGUACAUAUAUGUAUACCUAUCUACAUUCUGGUUCAUCUCUAGCACACAUUUCGUCGGUGUGUACAUAAGCAAGCAAGCACCCAGAAUUGCAGUUCAUUGAGGGGCAUUAUAUAAAAUCGGUUGUAUAUAUUAUCUUGGUAAUCUGCUAGGAUUGGUGGGAGCUUGCUUUUACAAUUAAAAGUUUGGCUUGUGGGUGUUGUAAUGAAGUGCAAUGG
Messenger RNA from Ilex paraguariensis (yerba mate), 1197 nucleotides. Lineage: Eukaryota; Viridiplantae; Streptophyta; Magnoliopsida; Aquifoliales; Aquifoliaceae. The record is from the annotation of a GenBank genome assembly.